CUUGUAUUUAUGGUUGUAUCUAGUUACAUCCUAUCCAAACGGAAAUUUUGUAGCGCAAAAAAUGGUUUAUUGCAUCGAGAUAGUAAUUAGUAUGUGGGGCGAAUAUAUACUGUAUCAUCCUGACUUUCAUGGUAUUCAUACUGACGGUGGUGGUUGCACUAUCGUAUCUGCAAGUGGUUGAGUACUUGCGCACGAGUGGUAAAUUAACCAGCAUCACUACCAGGAAGUUCACGCACAUCGGAAUCGGUGCUCUAUUUGUACUAUGCUGGGGCCUAUACUCGGAGCUACCGGAAGCUCGCUAUGCAGCUGCUGCUGUGCCUCUCGGGAUUACGCUGAAGUUUCUACUGAUUGGAGUGGGCCUACUGGAGGAUAAAGCCACUGUCGAAACCAUCACACGGAACAAUGACAGGAGUGAGAUACUUAAAGGACCCUUCAUUUAUGGCCUGGUCAUAACAAUCUGUACUGUGAAACGAUGGGGAAAUGCCACUACCAUGGAAUGGGCGCAAAACUUGUGUGGGCUUGGCGGCCUUCAUAACUUGCAGCAUGAUUGGCUGUAUACUCUAUACGAACCACUUUCAGAACCUUGGUUGGGUACCGCCUCGUUCUGGCUAUUGGCCACGUCUUCUCAUCCAGAUCAUAGUCGCAGCAUUUGUGAAAAGUGUCGAUGCAACUGAUCUGGAUAACUUAACCGUGCCAAUUGCGAGUAUCAUAUCUGCAACACUCCUGGAUACCGUCCAGAACAGAGGUCUUUCCCAAUGAUGUAUCGCCUUCUAAAAAAAGAGGUGGCAGAUAUAUAAUUCUCCCUGCGAGUGCGGCCAUGAGCACCCGUAAUCUUCCAAGCGAUGCGCCGAUGCAGUUGUAUGUGAACUGCCGAGGACCAAUAUGAGUUGAUUCGUUCAACUAAUAAAUAUCGUUCCAUUGUAAGCAAUACCUCCAUAAACAUGCCCACGGUGCCCAUCAGGUAGUCCAAAGAAAAUACAAAUCAUUAUACUAAAAUACAUACUUCCGUUUUUAUUUCGUAAUAACGUCGUCCAAAUAAGUGCACUACUUCAUUUUAAGCAAUAACAUAAGUGCUAUUUACUGCUAUUUAGCUUGAUGUAGUGACUUCGACUACAUUAUUUGAGACCGGCGUAGUGUUUAGAAUCUCUCCUAUUUUCUUCCUGUUGUGCAUAACGUUAGGUGAUUGACUCGGCAGAUGAGUUGGAGUUACCAUCUGUGAUUGUGGUCUCAUUUUGGCUUGCCUCUGUCUUUCCGGUCUUGGAGCGACUCCGUGAUGGCUGCCUGGCAUAUUUUGUAGAGACGUAGCUCCGCCAACACUCAAGGGUCUGUAUUGCAGAUUACCGCCACCGUUGCGACCCACAGGACUAUUACUUGGCUGACUUCCUUGUCUAAUUUGCACACCCACAUUUACGUUUUGAUUUCCUGACCUGCUCUGCACACCAUUCUGACUUCCAGGUCUAUUCUGCAAACCCAUAUCCACCCCUAGAGAUCCUGCCCUUCGUACACCCAUAGCCCCACUCUGACUACCGGGUCUAUUCCGCAAGCCCGUUCGUCCGUGUUGGCUCGCAGGUCUAUUCUGCAGACCUCUUUCGCUACCAGCUCUACUCUUCAGCGAAUUCACGUCCCCUUGUUGAUGGUGUUGUUGAAUAUGACGAUUUUUCUGCUCGGCUUGUUGACGAGCGUUAACACUCUGUAAAUGUCUAGUGAUAAUUUCGUUGAUAAUCUUGCUCAUAAUCUCCAACGAAUCAGGAUCCAGGCGUGCAAGAUGCUUAUUUGUAUACUGCAAGCUACUUUCGUGAACAAGCAUCUCUGUAAGUUUGAAGGACAUCAGAUCUAUAUACAAGCUCAUUUUUUCACUUGGAGACAGGCUCGGCCGAGGGUCGCUUUUGCGGUCGUAGACUUGGGCAGCCAUGGCGGUCCACUUAGUGACCCGCUUAUUAAAGCUAACUUUGAGCGAAGUGGGCGACCUCGUCGAGCUCGUAUUAUUAGUGCUCGCAUCCGAACCUUUCUUCAAACAAGACAAUAUAUUACCGCCUUGAUCCCGUCUUGAACGCGUAUGCCCUAAUAAAGGACUCGCGGGCGAUAUUUUGAUAUCCAACUUCAAUUUAUGUGAUGAACUAGGCAGACUAGCCAUUGAUAAUGGCCUCACUUUAGUAUCUGCCCCAAGAGGACUACUGAACGACGCUCCUCGAGCACCUCUCCCAUUCGGAAGUGUUAGAGAUCCUGCAGAAGAGCCAGUGUACAAACUCCCUCCGCGUCGAGGAUCAAUAUGAGACAACGGACGACCACCCGCGGUCUUACCAAACGGUGACUGUAAACAGCCUACACUUCUCGAUGCGACUCCAACGCUGUCGUGCUCACCUCGCCCGAAACUCGAUCCAAGAGCCGAAUCUGAGUUUAUUUCGGAACUCUCUGAUCCAAUGUUAUUGGUCGUGGAGUCGCUGAAGCUUGAUACACUUUCAAUUUCCAUGCCUGAAACAGACGAUGCAUCAUCCUUGCGUGGUUUUGGCUUCAUUCGAAACGAUCUGAUGCUUCCCAAACUUGGGGUCGCAAUAGAUCGUGGCUCUUUCUUGCUGCCAUCACUGUAAGCGUCAGGAUCUUCAGAUGUAACAGAUUUAUCGCCUCCGGUAAGAACCUUGCGGAACAACCCAUUCACCUUCGAGAACUUCAUUUUUUUUGUGUCGAGAUGCUUCACUUCAAAGAACUUCAAAGUAGUGUGGAUGUCGUAUCCUGUUACGCUACAAGAGAACUAAAACUAACCCCGUAAAAAAGCCCUGACGGUGUGGUGUUUAGUGUAUAUAGAACCUAAGAGUAUAUAGAACCUAAGAGUAUAUGCAAUUACUACUAUGUGGCUAUUCAGAUAUUAUAAUUCCAAC
Sphaeroforma arctica JP610 is the source of this 2876-nucleotide messenger RNA. RefSeq lists its product as hypothetical. Bases 129 to 674 code for a protein of 181 amino acids. The record is from RefSeq and is a predicted model, not a curated record. The transcript is spliced from 7 exons. Lineage: Eukaryota; Ichthyosporea; Ichthyophonida.